This is a messenger RNA of Phalacrocorax carbo (great cormorant), 2004 nucleotides long. Lineage: Eukaryota; Metazoa; Chordata; Aves; Suliformes; Phalacrocoracidae. The record is from RefSeq and is a predicted model, not a curated record.
CCCCGCUCCCAGCGUCCCCGGGACAAGAUGGCGGCGCCCACGCUGCGCCGGCGCUGCGGCCGGGCGGCGGGGCUGUGGGGCGGCCCGUGGCGGGACCCGCUCCCGCUGCCGCUCCGGCGUCGAGCCCACCAGCAGCCGCGGCAGGCCCGGGGCGCCGGGGGGCUGCUGGCGGCGCAGUGCGAGCGCGGCCUCUUCCAGGAGGUGUUCCCGGCGCAGUGCGCGGAGGAGCAGCUGCUGGGGCUGCUGGAGCCGGGCCGCCCGCCCCUCACCGUCUACUGCGGCUUCGACCCGACGGCCGACUCGCUGCACGUCGGGCACCUGCUGCCCGUCAUGGGGCUCCUCCACUUCCAGCGCGCCGGCCACGACGUUAUCGCCGUGGUGGGCGGCGCCACGGCGCGGCUGGGGGACCCCAGCGGCCGGGAGCGGGCGCGGGAGGCGCUGCCGGCGGAGCGGGUGCGGGCGCACGCCCGGGGGCUGCGCGCCGGCCUGGGGCGGCUGUUCGAGAACCACCGGGAGCUGUUCUGGACGGCGGGCGGCGGGCGGCUGGGGCGGGCCGCCCUGCUGGACAACGCCUGCUGGCUGGGCCGGCAGCCGCUCCUCGACUUCCUCGGCGGGGCCGGCGGGCGGCUGCGGAUGGGCACGCUGCUGAGCCGGCAGAGCUGCCAGGCGCGGCUGCGCAGCCCCGAGGGCAUGAGCCUCGCCGAGUUCCUCUACCCGGCGCUGCAGGCGUACGACUUCCUCCACCUGCACCGGCAGCACGGCUGCCGCAUCCAGCUGGGGGGCGCCGACCAGAUGGGCAACAUCAUGUCCGGCUACGAGCUCGUCACCAAGAUGACAGGAACAGAUGUGUUUGGAAUUACUGUACCUCUUAUUACCAGUACUACUGGAGACAAACUGGGAAAGACUGCUGGCAAUGCAGUUUGGCUAAACAGAGAUAAGACUUCUCCGUUUGAGCUGUAUCAGUUUUUUGUCAGACAACAAGAUAACGUAGUUGAAAAGUACCUGAAACUCUUCACCUUCCUUCCUCUUGAGGAGAUCGACCACAUCAUGGAAAUGCAUGCCAAAGAACCUGAAAAAUGGGGCCCUCAGAAGCGACUUGCUGCAGAAGUAACCAAGCUUGUUCAUGGAAGAGAGGGUCUAGAAUCUGCUAAAAGGUGUACUAAGGCCCUUUAUUACAGCAGUGUGGAGGCAUUGGAAGCUAUGUCUGACCAAGAGUUACAGGAACUUUUCAGACAAGCUCCUUCAGCUGAAUUGAUGCUUGAACCUGGAAUGAACGUUCUGGACUUGUGUCGCAAAGCAAAUGCCAUUCCAGAUGGACCUAGUGGGUACCAGAAAAUUACACAUGGUGGAGUUUCAAUAAAUGGGAUUAGAGUAACCAAUCCUGAGGCUGUUCUUAUUGUCGGACAGCAUAUUCUCAAGAAUGGAGUAUCAUUGCUUAGGAUCGGAAAGAAAAAUUAUUACAUUAUAAAAUGGCUGCAGUUGUGACAACAGGACAUCUCUCUGAAAUGACAUAGCAUUUCGACUCUGUUGCUCAAAGAUGUACUUGAAGAUGUUUCUAUACUGUGCAUUACCACACAGCUCACAGACUGCCCAAUACCAUAGUUUCAUUCUCAUACACCAACGGAGUUCAAAUAAAGGCAGCUAAGUUACACCACUGAAGAAGUUUUUUAGGUACUCUGCCUUAUUCAAAGCAUCAUUUGUAAGAGGACAUGCACAAGAAGAUGAAUUUCAAAGUCCAAAGGUGGAGAUGCUUUUCCCCUCCUUUAACAACCUUCUGUGUUGUAGGAGAACAGUGGCUAGGUACUCUACAGUAUAAUCUGCAGCAAGAUGAGCAAAGGCAUAUGUGAAAUCAGUGCUUCUUGCAGAGGAUGCACGCUGCUGUUCAGCCUGCACAAGUGGGUAAGGAGGACCAACCUAUGAUCAACAUGUUUUUUUCUGAACAGGUUUGCUUUGAAGGAAGCUGCAGAAGAUUCACAAUAAAUGAGUACAGUGAUUAAGCCCUAA